AUGUCGUCCAGGCUCUUUAACAACACAGAGAGACGCACCAAUGGGACCGCCGAUAAUGCUACGGACGCUGCUGCCGGUUCCAAGCCCCGCAUGACAUCUGGGCACAGCUUCAACAACAAGGGGGAAUUCCACGGCUCACGAAGCAUCGACUCGCCUCAGUCCGGAUACAGUAGUAAUGCCACGAGUACGGCGCAAACGGCGCACAAGCGAAGUGCUUCAGGAACCUCGCGGUCGCGGAGCAGGGCUGCCACUACAACCGACGAGCGUAGAACUGAAAAGGUGACGGUGACGACCAGGGAGAAGCUGAUAGCACGCACAAAGAGCCCCGAGCGGCGUGUUGCAAAGGAUAGCGGGCCCCAAGACAAAUGGAGGCCGAAAGAGUCUGUCCGGCCCCGGACGGCCGAGGGCAAGCAGAAAGAGGCCUCGUUUGAGUCUCCCUCAAAACCAUGGGAUCCCGUUGCUUCGUUGGCGCCACACACAUCGGCGCCCCUAGCAAACCGUAUAUUGAAUCCACCCUUGGCUUCGGAUAUGCCCGCCGCCUUGCAACCGCAACCUCUUCACGAAAUGUCCUUGGAGGCUCAGGAGGCCGCCAUCAUCGAGGAUCUGCUGUUUGUCUUCAUGGGCUACGAAGGGCAGUACAUACGUUUCUCCUAUGCCUACAAGCCGAACGAGGAACGAGACCAGCUCACUGGACCGUCUUACAAGAUAUUGCCCGGCCUGGAUCCAAGUCUGGAAGAUCUGACCCAGGGCAUGUUGAAAAUGGCCUCACAGUACUCGGCUUUGGAGUAUUUCGUGGACGUUCAAAGCCGAGAGGAGUUUGGUGCAGUCAAUCAUGCUCUCUGUGCAGCGAUACGGAAGCUCCUGCAAGAAUACCUUGUCAUGGUUGCGCAGCUCGAAACACAAUUUCUCACCAAUGACACUUUUACAUUGCAUGUACUCAAUAUCCACACACUACCAACGAGUCAAAUCAUGUCACAACUCUACUCGUUGGCCCAUGAAUUCUUGAAGCGCAAUGCCUUGUUGGACGAAGAGAGCGAAGAAGAGUCUGAUCCAGAUGAUAUAGGACAGAUCCUGGAGAAUCUUCGAAAGGGUGGCGACAUUGUCCCAGGAAUGACCGGAAAGAAGGUGUGCAAAGGAGGCGUCGUGAUUGGCUUGGUUACGAAACGAUUGGAGACCAUGUCUGGUGAUCCGGCAGCCAGAUCGUUGCUCACUUCCUUGCUGCGCGAUGCCACCCGGCCAUACAUGGCUAUGUUGAACGAGUGGCUCCAUCGAGGUGGUAUCAACGAUCCACACUCCGAGUUUCUCAUCAAGGAGCAAAAGAGCAUCAAACGCGAAAUUCUAGACAAGGAUUACACCGAUGACUACUGGGAGCGUAGGUAUACACUCCGGGAGCAUGACAUUCCCCCACAACUCCUGGACGUCAAGGACAAGGUACUUCUUGCCGGCAAGUAUCUCAAUGUGGUGCGCGAGUGUGGUGGAGUGGACGUUAGUAAAGUCGCUCAAGACCUUCCGCUCACCUUUGACGACCCCCGAUUCCUGGAUAAUGUCAACAACGCCUAUGCCUAUGCAAACGAAUCACUCAUGAAGCUUCUGCUUACAACGCACUCCCUCCCAGACCGUUUACGGUCUCUAAAGCACUAUUUCUUCCUCGACCCAUCAGAUUACUUUACCUACUUCCUAGAACUAGGAGCAUCCGAGUUGCGAAAACCCGUAAAGUCGGUCAAUACGGUCAAACUACAGUCCCUCCUCGACAUUGUCCUGCGCCAACCGGGUACCAUUGUGUCGAUGGACGCAUUCAAAGAAGAUGUAUACAUAGAAAUGAAUGAGGUCAGCCUAAUCAAAAUGUUGCAGAGGGUCGUUAACAUCACCGGAAUGGAACAAGGCGAGGCCCUUCAGCCCUUGAGUAACCAGCCUGUUGAGAACGACAAGAACGCCAACGGCUUCACUGCUCUUCAACUCAAUUAUACUGUACCGUUCCCGAUAUCUCUGGUCAUUAGCCGGCAGACGAUAUGGCGAUACCAGGCACUUUUCAGAUACCUUCUUUCACUGCGUCAUCUGGAGUCUCAACUCUCUGUCACAUGGCAGAGCCAUAAUAGCGGCAUUGCUUGGUGUCACAAGUCCUCAUCGAGAAAUCUGGAGAUAUGGAAACGUCGUGUCUGGACCCUGCGAGCACGCAUGAUUGUCUUUGUACAACAAUUGCUCUAUUUUUGCACACUCGAGGUGAUUGAGCCCAACUGGCAAUCCCUCAUGUCGAGACUGAAAGCCAAGGAUGGCAGUCUCGAUGGCUCUGGCCAGCCUGAUCGCACGGUGGACGAGUUGAUGCAGGACCACAUUGACUUUCUGAAUACUUGCCUCAAGGGAUGCAUGCUUACUAAUGGCAAGCUCAUCAGAAUUCACUCCAAACUUAUGCAAACCUGUACCGUCUUCGCCACGUACACCAACUGGCUUGCCCGGGAACUUGAAAAGGCAGACCCAGAUCUAUCAGGCACUACUAGACCGCCGAAUAUGAGCGAAGAGCAGUGGAAGCGAUUCCAACAAGUCAAAUCGCAGAAGUCAUCCAGUCAUAAUGACAGCAUAGCCAAUAGUACGCUACACGACGAGGACGCCAGGAUCAACAAUCUCUUUGAGAUCAUCAAGAAAUGGGAAGUCAACUUUAGUAGACACCUGCAGAUAUUACUUGACGCGUUGAACCAUUAUGCCGCCACGGAAACCGUGGUUCUCCUGAGCUUGUGCGCCAGAUUGGCGACGGCAAACCAGGGCACUGAGUAUUAUGGGUUGAGGCACGAGGAGGACCUUGUGGCCUGA
Messenger RNA from Pestalotiopsis fici W106-1, 2805 nucleotides. RefSeq lists its product as uncharacterized. Gene Ontology annotation, cellular component: mitotic spindle pole body; spindle pole; centrosome. Gene Ontology annotation, biological process: spindle assembly; cytoplasmic microtubule organization; mitotic cell cycle. The transcript is spliced from 2 exons. The record is from RefSeq and is a predicted model, not a curated record. NCBI's taxonomy places the organism in Eukaryota, Fungi, Ascomycota, Sordariomycetes, Amphisphaeriales, Sporocadaceae. Bases 1 to 2805 code for a protein of 934 amino acids. Gene Ontology annotation, molecular function: gamma-tubulin binding; microtubule minus-end binding.